UCGACUUCCUCCCGCGGUCAGGUUCCGUUCAAAACAAAUCUGGAAAACUACACGGAACGCCAUUUCUCGGGGUUUGCGCGGAGGAAGAGCGGGGAUUUAUAUAUUUUCCAUUCACAUAUUUACAUUUUUUAAUAGCGGCGCGGAUCGUACUCCAUUCGGCAGCGAUGGACAUAAUGAUUGCAGUGCAGGAUGCGUGCGUCUCCGGUCAGUGGAUCACCGCUAUAAUUCUCAGUCUUUGCUGCUUUUUACCAUCGUGUUUGCCCGCUGGACAAACUGUGGACUAUGCUUCCAGCGAGAGUGUGGUAAGCAGACAGGGAGACACCGCGCUGCUCAGAUGCUACCUUUUGGAUGGAAUCUCAAAAGGAGCGUGGUUGAACCGUUCCAGUAUCAUUUAUGCAGGGAAUGACAAGUGGUCAGGGGAUGCUCGGGUGUCCAUUGUAUCAAAUGUGGGGGACAAACAUGAAUACAGCUUACAGAUACAGAAAGUGGAUGUAACAGACGAGGGCUUGUACACCUGCUCGAUACAGAGUGAACGUAAUCCACGGCCAAAGCUCAUUCAGUUAAUUGUAAAAGUUCCUCCCAAAAUCUAUGACAUUUCAUCGGAUGUUACGGUAAACGAAGGCAGCAAUGUUUCACUCAUCUGCACAGCCAGUGGAAAACCAGAGCCAAAAAUCUCUUGGAAACACAUCACUCCAUCAGCCAGGAAGUAUGAAAGUGGAGAGUAUUUAAAUAUCACAGGCAUCACUCGGGAUCAAGCAGGGGACUAUGAAUGCGGUGCAGAAAACGACAUUGCUUCACCCGACACCAAGACCGUGAGAGUCACAGUCAACUAUCCUCCAGCAAUCCAUGAGAUGAAAAGUCAUCGGGUUCGACCCGGUCAGAUGGCCCUGCUGAGAUGUGAGGCAGCAGCUGUCCCCUCUCCUGUCUUCGAGUGGUACAAGGGAGAGAAAAGGAUUAACAUGGGUCAAGGAAUAGACAUCAAGAAUCUCAGCUCCAGAUCAAUUCUCACAGUGAAAAACAUAACACAGGAUCGCUAUGGAAACUACACCUGUGUGGCUGUCAACAGGUUGGGAACAGCCAAUGCCAGUGUGCCUCUGAUUCCUAUUAUUGAAUCCACCACAACUAGUGCUGUCUCAAGUCCAGCGCCCAACACCGCUCCAUAUGGAAGUACAGGAGGCUCUGAAGUCCUGCUGGCCUGCUGGUACCUGAUCCUGGCUCUCUCUUCUCUCGUCAGUGUUUACUAGCCCUGGGGAUGGCCAUACACAAUGACUGUAAAGAACCCUUUUGAGAAUUUACAGAAUCUUUCACAUCGCUGAUGGCUGGAUCCAAUCUGGUACAGUUUGUUUGGAAAGUAACAAGGGAUUUUAAUCAGCAUUACUUAUGUUGGGAUGGUAAUUUUUUUCUUUGGUGUUUGUAAAUACAUGCGGUUUUAGGGGUUUGGUUUUGUUUUUCUUGUUUUUUAUUUUUUCCCCACUUUGUGAAUCAGAGCACAUUGUCCCCCUUUGAAGGCUUCAAAAUUAGCUGAAAUCAUGCUUUGGAAAAUUGAGGGUGUUUGACAUUAGUGUCUUUGUUAUUGAAAAUGGAAAGGCACCCUAGUGUGCCACCUUGCUCUCUGUGCUGGUACAACAUUUACAUACCAUUAAACGGGGAAGUAUUUAAAUCAUCAAACCCAUGAGUCAAAAAACACUGUCUUACAUUUCAAAAAUGGAUUAUAUGAAAAAAUAAACUUAUAUGGUAGAUGGCAAAAGGAAAUUAAAGAGUAGUUUUAGUAUAAUAUCCCAAUGAAAUAUGAUUAAUCAUUUUGUGGACCAAAAUUACAGCCAUACCUCAAAGGUUUAGACCUUUGUGCUAUAUAGCCUUUUUCAUUUGACUGCAUUAUACAAAGUAAGUUCAUAACCCAUACUAGUUAUUCUACAAAUACAUGUUUCAGUUAUGAUUGCCUCUCCUCAAAAGUUUUUUAUUGGGGAGAAAUCCUUGAUUGUAUUCCAGAUUAAAAUAUAAGUGUAAGAUAGAGUGUAAGUGUACGUGAUAAAUCUUUAAAAAAUAAUAUUGGGCUAUUUAAAGGGGUAAUUCUCUCAUCAUUUACUCACCCUCAUGCUAUCCCAGAUGUGUAUGAAUUUAUUUCUACUGCUGAGCACAGAUAUACAUGCUAUACUGCUGAGCACAGAUAUUUAGAAGAAUAUCUCAGCUCUGUAGGUUCAUACAAUGCAAGUUAAUGGUGAUCAGGUCUUUGAAGCUCCAAAAAGCACACAAAGGGAGCAUAACAUUUACAUUUAUGCAUUUGGCAGACGCUUUUAUCCAAAGCGACUUACAGUGCAAUUAUUACAGGGUCAAUCCCCCCAGAACAACCUGGAGUUAAGUGUCUUGCUCAAGGACACAAUGGUGGUGGCCAUGGGGUUAGAACCUGUGACCUUCUGAUUAACAGCCCUGUGCUUUAGCCACUACGCCACCACCACCACCAUAACGUGAUCCAUAUUACUCCAGUGGUUUAAUCCAUGUCUUCUGAAGUGAUCCAGUUAGUUUUGGGUGAGAACAGACCAAAAUAUAACUACUUUUUCACUGUGACAUUGCAGUCUCUAGGUGAUCAUGAUUUCAAGCUCGAUUAAACUUCUUAGUGCUUGAUGUAUGCGCAGCGCGCUAGAUGGCGCUAUAGGAAGUGUAUAUGAGAUUGAAAUCAUGAUUGCCAAGAUGUACAGUGAAAAUGUAGCUAAGCUUUGCUCUGUUCUCGCCCAAAACCAACUGGAUCUCUUCAGAAGACAUUGAUAAAACAACUGGCGUCAUAUGGAUUCUGUUUAUGCUGAGUUAUAUGCUUUUUGGAUCUUCAAAGGCCUGAGCUCCUUUCACUUGCAUUGUAAGGACCUACAGAGCUGAGAUAUUCUUCUAAAAACCUUUGUUUGUGUUCAGCAGAUAAAAGAAAGUCAUGCACAUCUGGGAUGGCAUGAGGGUGAGUAAAUGAUGAGAGAUUUUUUAUUUUUUUUUAAGGCUAAUCAUAAAACAUAAAUUAGACACAUGCAAUAGUCAAAAUCAGUCUCGUUCUAAAAGGUUAUAAAACAACAAAGCAGUGUCACAGAGCUCUGUCCCGAUGAGAGUUCUAUAUGUAAAAAAGAAUGGAGAAAUAUUUAAUGAAUAUAGUAGUGCAUUUGAUGUUAUAUUAAACAAGACAUCAAAUAACAAUAGCACAUAAGAGACAUUCUGCUGUUGGCAGCAUGCAGAAUAAUAUACUGGGCCAAUCCAAAGUGGAGGAAAAGCAGCAGAAAGAGAGUCAUAAUUGACGUGCACUUUGAUAGAAUUAAGAAAUUAUGGACAGUCGCUUAUGGAAUUUAUCUGAUCAAUAUUGGCAUUUUUUUAAACCAGUAAAUAUAUUUGUCUCAAUUUUUUAUUUUUAUUUUAUAGAUUAUGCUUUGUUUUAUGGUUGUAGUGAUUUGAACAGGAUUUUUAUAAUGUAUUGACAUAUUACUGCUUUGAUUUUGUCCUUGUGAAAUAGUUUCGAAAAGGGAAGCAGAAAAAAAGAAUAUGCACUUCCCUCGUAGGGACAAUAUGAAAUUUACAAGUGUGGAUUCAAACAUGUGAAUGAAUAUUCUUUCAAUAUAAGUAUGCAGUAUGGCAUAGUUUACAAUGUUGUCUUUCAUUUUAGAUGCCACAACUGUUGUUGAUUCUUGUCAAACAAGUAGAAGUUGGAAAAGUGAACCGUUUGUAAUCAAAUAAUAUACUUUUAACUCCGAGGGUGUGAACCAGUCAUAUGGUAUAAUAGAAAACGAGUCACGUGUAUAUUUGAAGAAAGUAGAAUUCAUUUUAACUUCUUGGUAGAGCCAGUGUCUAGGUUUAGUUUAACCUCUACCCUAGUUCCCACACACUUGUUGUAUACUACGAUGUGCAGAAAUUAUAAAUGUGCUGCAUGUCAAAUGAAUAUGUAUGUUAAGGUGGCCGUUUACCAUAAAUCAAUAAUUUGAGAACAAAACCAGGCUGCUUUGACUUUAUGAAAUGUGUUCCACACUACUGAACAUCACAAGAUUUGUGGGCAAUGAUGAAAUGUUCUUUUUAUGUAUAAAUCAUCACAGAAUCUUUUCUGCUCAGUGUGCAAUAUUGGGUAUACUCCUCCAUGCUCAAGCAUUUAUGUGUGCUAAAAUUGGUCAAUUUUGUUUAUCCAUCAAAAGUUUACAUUCUUUUUGUAUAUUAUUUCUUGCACUUUUUACAUAAAUGUCAAUACCAGGGCAAAAUACAUAAUGAAUGACAGGAAAAACAAGUCAUCACAAUACGUAUUCAUUGUAUUGCACUUUAAAUCAUGUACACUUACAAAAGUUAUACUCUGAAUUUAGAUUUAAAAUGUGUCUGUAUUAUGAGGUAAGGCAAGAAAUUUACAGUGACCAGUAAAUUGAAGAGAGAGCAUCUUGUUAUUUUUUAUCACUAAAAAGCACAGUAUCAUAUAGAUUUUACCUAAACGUUUGUGUCCCUGUGCUUAUUGCAAUGCCUCAAACACCAAACAAAGAGAUGUUAAAAUAUUGAUUUAUGAUCAUACUAAGGCCUGGCUCUCAUUGUAAUGUAAAAAGUACAAUUGCACUUGCUUAUCUUUACCACAAGCCUCCAUAAUCGCGAUUAACACCAAUUGCUUUGAAUGGAAAAUACGCUGCAUUUCAUAUCAAUGCAUUUCAUAGCAUUUGAGUCCACUCUAGAAGCAAGUACUGUAUAAAAUGUGCCUUUAAAAUUAUUUAAUUGAUUCCAUGUCAAAUGCCAUGUCUAAGCAUCAUGCAUUUGUCAUUCUCUUAUACCAGAUGAAUAUCAGUGUUUGCAGUCAUUUUGACUUCCUCUAUUAUUCGUACAUCCCAAAUUAAUAGCUGAUAAAAGGGGCAUUUUUUUAACAUCUGCCAAUUUUAAGUUCUGUAAAGAUAUACAAGUAGCACAUGUUCUCUUAAUAAAUAUUGUGAAUACAACAUCAACAAAGAGCUCAUUAAACCAUUAUUAAAUCUGCAUAUAUGGAUAUCAAUAUAAAAAGGUUGAAAAAACAUGAAGGCAUUCAUGCAUGCGUAAUUCUCAGAAAAGUUACAGCAUUUAAAGAGUCUGUAAAUAACAGGCAAAUGUGCUGGAUAAUUACAUUCCUAGACAUGCAUUAAUGUUCAAUGACACUUAAAAAAAAAAAAAAAAAACCUACAUUAGCUUAGCUGUCGUCCUGUACAUGUAACUGAAAUUCACAUUGAUCUUGCAUGGUGUGACCUCACCUGCUGGUGGUCAGGACAACAUAAUGAGCUGAUGCUAUUUUGGAAUGAGUUUUAAAUCACUAGAAACAACACCGCAUGUUCUGGCCUGAGGAGACCCCUUCGUGUUUCUUCAUAACACCUUCCAUAAAGUCCUCACCGUCUGAACAUUGCUAUGAUUCAGCUCUGAUGAAGAAGGUAGAAGUUAGCAUUUGUGUUGUUUUUUAAAAAUCUAAGAACACAUAUAGAUAAAAAAGUACUGUUUGACCGAAAUAGGUUUUUAAAGGAAUAGAUCACCCAAAAAUGAACAUUUUGGCAUCAUUUACUCACCCAUAUGUAAUUUCAAACCCAUUGACUUUCUUUACUUCUGUGUAACACAAAAGGAAAUAAUUUAAUGAAUGUCCUUAAUGGAUUCAAAAUAAUACAAGUUAAGCUCAAUCAACAGAAUUUGUGGCAUAAUGUUGAUUACCACAACCAUUUAUUUCUUCUCGUCCCUCCUUUUUAAAAAAAAAAAAAAAAAACUGAGGUUACAGUGAAGCACUUAAAAUAGAAGUACCGGUAAAUGGGGCCAAUUGUUUUGAAGUGUUUAAAGACAGAAAUCUAAAGCAUAUAAUUUUAUAAAAGUAUCAAACAAGUCAUACAGUAAAAGUAGUCUGUGCAUCAUGUCUUCUGAAGGGGUAUACAGUCCCUUUUUCUGAUAAAUAGACUGUAAUUGAAGUCAUUUUUCACAAUCAAAUCAUUAAUAAAAUCCAUAAACAGUGCUGAAAUCCAAUAUGCUACACAAUAUGCUACAUCGAAAACAUCAAACCUCAUUUGUUCUUGCGCAAGAACCAACGAGGUUGUGAUAUGAUAUCAUGACGUUUGGUCAUGAGGCAGUGAUAACUUAUUGUAUUGAAUGCAGCCACUGGGACAUUUAUUAAAUUAUUUCCUUUUGUGUUCUGCAGAAGAAAGUAAUAUUGUUCAGAAAGACAUGAGGGUGAUUAAAUAAUGACAGACUUUAAUGGUCAAUGGUGAUACAUUUAUCUAGAAAACAGGGGACCAAUGGUUGAAAUAAUGCUGAUAUACAUAAUACAAUUAAAUUAUUGCAAAUAAGACAUACAGGAAAUUGCUGUUUUUGCUCAAAAUCACUAACAGUUUUUCAAAAACAGAAAAAGUGCAUUAACCAUUGACAAGGAUGUCAGUAGACUUUGGGACAGACACAGAAUGACUACUUCUGUUAAUGGGGCCGAUAAGCUCAAAAUGGCCAAAUAUAUAGGUCUUUCACUUAAGAAUAAGAGUCUUUAAUUGCAGUUUCUGGAUGUAUACAGUCAGCUCUUCUAGGAAAAGUCCCAAAAAAACAAACACUUCUAUCACAAGUAGAGCUGCUGGCAAGACAGAAUGAGGGUGGUAGGCGGCAUUGCAAUGAUUAAAAACCUGUCAGCUCCAUCCCGUCUCUGUCUUGGCCAGGCUCUUUUGAAAGUCGUUUGAGAGUGCUGUGUGUGCGGUCAGGGGAGCUGAUUCUUCUGACCUGGCAGUUAAUAAAAUUCACCCUAUGCCUUUGUCAGUUUCUGGAGGAUGAUUUUGUGGAGUGCAUGAGGGUGCUGCAUUAACCAGUGGUGAACGCUCACUCUCUCAGCAGCACUCUGGCAGACCUGACGGUAAUCUACAUAAACCUCUGUUCUUCUCCAAACGCUUGCCAGUAAUUGCAGUUUUGCAGUAUUCUAAUUGACUCCAUAGAGCUUUGUAAAAACAAAAACCUUUAAUCCUUCCCAAAGCCCAUUUGCUUUACGGCUAUUGUGUUAAAACUUCAAAUGAUACAAAACCGAUGACAAAUGCACCGGUUGCCGUGAAUGUACUUAUCCGUUAGAAACAUUCAUUGGCAAAAUAUUUGUCUGGAUAAUAAAGUAGCUGCCAAAAUGAGAAUGAGUGAAUUCUAAAGCUUUUCUCCGUCAAGUGUUUGUCAACCUCCUCGCUCAUUAUUUUCACUGAGCUGGAAAAUAAGUUAGCCAAGCACUGAUGCAGUGGUUUUGAUAAUGCUCAGGUUUUAACUGAGUCUUCUUUUGCUGAGCUCUGUGUGAAACUGCUGAUUGUCUCUCAUCGGGAGAAGCAUUUGUUUGAAAAGCAAGGGAUCAAUUUAGGAAGACAGUCCAGGUUUUUGAGAAAACAGUGGGAUCGGCCCCAACAACAGCAUUCACUGUUAUUCACUGUUAUGUCUCAUUAGAUGUCUGUUAGCCUGGUAAUGUGUUGUUAGCUGUUUUGAAUGGCAUGGGCUUUAUGUGUUGGCAUCUUUCAUAUCUUAAGCAGUUAUUUUGUAAAGUAAAAUAAGUCAACCAGUGAUACCACCAAUCUGCUAUGGAAUAAUUGAGCACAGAGGACACCCGCCAGAAAGAUUCAGAUCUCUAAUGGUUUUUAAAAUCAUUUAGGUUUAAAGAGGGCCAGCUAUGGUUACUUAUAUUUAUUUAU
Molecule: messenger RNA, 7631 nt
Organism: Xyrauchen texanus (razorback sucker)
Lineage: Eukaryota; Metazoa; Chordata; Actinopteri; Cypriniformes; Catostomidae
Gene: negr1
Product: neuronal growth regulator 1
Exons: 8
Coding region: 165-1244 (359 amino acids)
Biological process (GO): cell-cell adhesion
Cellular component (GO): cell-cell junction; neuron projection
Molecular function (GO): cell adhesion molecule binding
Source: RefSeq, a predicted model, not a curated record